Messenger RNA from Lotus japonicus, 1558 nucleotides. Its product is annotated as WAT1-related protein At1g68170-like. Gene Ontology annotation, molecular function: transmembrane transporter activity. The record is from RefSeq and is a predicted model, not a curated record. The transcript is spliced from 7 exons. The coding region runs from base 114 to 1229 and encodes 371 amino acids. Lineage: Eukaryota; Viridiplantae; Streptophyta; Magnoliopsida; Fabales; Fabaceae. Gene Ontology annotation, cellular component: plasma membrane.
CUAAUGACUUAUUAUAUUUCAGUUUCUCUAUCUCUCAUUCACUAUCAGCUUAUCACACACACUUGUCUUCUUCAGUGAAAUUUAAGCCCGUAUUCAGAGUGCACUGACUAAAGAUGAAAGACAAUAUUGGCAAUGUGGUGCAGGGGUUGAAACCAACGUUGCUAAUGGUGGCUGUGCAGAUAGCAUUUGCAGGGGUGAAUGUGCUCUACAAGCUCGCCUUAAACGAUGGCAUGAACUUGAGGGUGGUUAGUGCCUACCGCUUUGUAUUCGCCACUGCUUUCAUGGCUCCACUUGCUCUUAUCCUUGAAAGAAAGAACAGGACAAAGAUGACUUGGAUGGUGCUGUUUCAGUCUUUUCUGUGCGGUGUAUUUGGAGGAGCAUUGUCUCAAAUUUUGUACUUAGAGUCCCUGGCUUUAACUUCAGUGACAUUUGCAUCUGCCAUGUCCAACCUUACACCAGCCAUAACCUUUAUCAUUGCCGCUUCCUUCGGAUUGGAAAAAAUAAAUUUGAAAACAGUAGCAGGGAAGGCUAAGAUAGUAGGUACAAUAACUGGAAUUGGUGGAGCAAUGGUACUGACUCUGGUUAAAGGCAUGGAAAUUAAAAUUUGGUCCUUCCAUCACAUACACCUUUUGCAUCACCAAAAUGGUGCUCACCAACACGCUACAAGCACUGGUAAGAACCUUUUGGGUGCUCUCUGUGCACUAGCCAGCAGCAUCUCUUACGCAUUGUGGCUUACUAUUCAGAAAAAAAUGACUGAAAGUUACCAGAGUUAUUACACAAGCACCGCAUUGUUGUCAUUUUGGGCAUCAGUACUAUCCGUCCUGUUUGCUCUUUGCAUUGAGAGGGAUUUGAGUCAGUGGAGGCUGGGUUGGAAUGUUAGAUUACUAACUGUUGCUUAUGCGGGUACAGUGGUUUCUGGACUGGUGGUGGUUGUAAUUUCAUGGUGUAUCCAAAUGAGAGGUCCUUUGUUUGCCUCUGUUUUCAUGCCUCUGGUUCUUGUGAUUUUGGCCUUUCUUUGUUCUCCGCUAUUGAACGAAACCCUAUACCUUGGAAGCAUCAUUGGAGCAGUGUUGAUUGUAUGUGGCUUAUAUGCUGUUAUAUGGGGUAAAAGCAAAGAGAUGAAGAUGAGUCCUUUGGUGUCUUCAAAUGAAUCCGAUACAGUCGAAAUAGUCUCGAAAUCUACAGUAUCAGAAUCAGAAGAGAAAAGCAACAAAAAUGGCAUCAAAUGAUUAGGCAAUGAAUAUACCAAAGGCUGAUUGAGCAAGAGUUAAAGCACAUAAUAUUGGAAGUGGCAAAGUGAGUGGGAGUUGAUAUUAUAUGCCCCAUAAUACAUUUCUUAGUUUUUAAUUUCACUUUUUCUAGAAGUUGCUUGCUGUGGUGCCUCCUCCCAAAUGUAGAUAUGGUGCCGCCGCUUAGUUGGACCAGUAGAAAAGUACUAUGUUUUAUAUGAGUCAGCAAGUAUAUUUUUCCUAUGAUUUUUUUUUAUAAUAUUAUUUUUGAAAAUAUAGUUAUUAUUUUUUGCUAAUUGGUCCCUUCACCUAAAUAUAAGAGUUUAACC